Messenger RNA from Closterium sp. NIES-67, 6407 nucleotides. NCBI's taxonomy places the organism in Eukaryota, Viridiplantae, Streptophyta, Zygnematophyceae, Desmidiales, Closteriaceae. The record is from the annotation of a GenBank genome assembly.
AUCACAUCCUUGGGAUUGCCCUCCUGUUGGUAAGGUUAGCUCCUGGAUGCAGUUUUGUUUAGUAUGAGAAGUAGUGACUUGUCUUCUAGAGCAGCUACGCAAUAGUCAUCUAGUUCGUAAGCCAUAGGCGUCGGUGAUUGCUCCUUGGGCUACUGUCGAUUCUUGUUUCCGCGUAGAACCGUUCCGCUUCUAGGAGAGACAUGGCUUCAGAAGAAGAGAAGGUCCUGCAGGAGGCGAAGAAGCUCCCGUUAGAAGAUAGAUUAGCUCACAAGAACUGGAAGGUUAGGAAUGAGUUGUAUUUGGAUAUCGCCGACAGUUGCAACAAGAUUAAGGAUCCCAAAGACCCCAAGCUCAGAGAAUUUGGUGCUUUGUUGAAGAAAGCAGUAUCUGAUGCAAACGCUCCUGCACAAGAAAAGGCUUUAGAUGCGUUAAUAGCAUUUCAGUUGGCAGCAGAUGCUGAUGUUGCGAGGUACGCCAAGGAGAUUUGCGAUGCUACGGCUACGAAGUGCCUUACUGGUCGACCUAAGACAGUUGAGAGGGCACAGACCUCGUUUCUAUUAUGGGUCGAGCUCGAGGCCGUCGAGGUUUUCUUGGACUGUAUGGAGAAAGCGGUGAAGCACAAAGUCGCCAAGGCCGUAGUGCCAGCCAUCGACGCCAUGUACCAAGCCCUAAGCCAAUUCGGCACUGCCGUGGUUCCUCCGAAGCGUAUUUUCAAGAUGCUUCCCGGCCUGUUCAACCACGCAGACCAGGGAGUGCGACAGUGCGCCAAGGGCCUCACUGUCGAGCUUUGCCGCUGGCUGGGGAAGGACACCGUCAAGCGCUUGCUGUUUGAAGGGCUCCGUGACGCCACGAAAGCGGAGCUCGAGGCGGAAUUCGAGCAGAUCGAAGGUCGCGCUGUUCCGACGAGGCGGAUUCGUUCGGAGCAGAUGAAGGAGAUUGAGGAGCCAGAGGUGCUGGAUGCCCCAGCUGACGACUCCAAGGCCGCAGAGCCUGAGGCUCCUCCUGUGAUUGACGACUAUGACCUGGCGGACCCUGUCGACAUCCUGACGCCACUAUCCAAGACGACCUUCUACGAUGGCAUUAAAGCUACCAAGUGGUCAGAGAGGCGCGAUGCCAUAGCAGAGCUGACCAAACUGGCGAGCACCAUCCGCAUUGCGCCAGGAGACUUUCUGGAUAUUCAGCGGAGCUUGAAGAAGCUGACUGCGGAUGUGAACAUUGCUGUUGCCACGGAGGCCAUUCAGGCAGCUGGCAACCUGGCCAAGGGCCUACGGAAGGACUUCUCGUCUGGAGCACGCCUCAUGCUGCCAGCCUUACUGGAGAGGUACAAGGAGAAGAAGCCGAGUGUGGUGCAGGCCAUCCGAGACACGAACAAGGCGUUCUAUGUCUCAGGGUGCUUGGCGCUAACGGAUGCACUCGAGGACAUCAGCGCAGCCGCGAAGCACAAGGUCCCGCAGGUCCGCUCGGAGGUGUUGGGGUGGGUGGCUGUGUGCAUCGAGGCCAGCAAGCGGCCCCAAGUCAUGGCGGUGCACAAGGAGCUCAUCCCCAUGCUCAUUGAGAGCCUUCAAGAUGGGACAGUAGAUGUUCGUGAGGCAGGCUUCCUCGCCCUUGCUAACGUUGCCAAGUGUGUGGGCAUGAAGCCUCUGGAACGACACCUGGAGUCGGUAGACGAGGUUCGGAAGAAGAAGUUGAUUGACGUCAUUGCCAGUGCUGGCGUCACUGUGGAGGCCGCACCUCAAGCCACGGCCAGCAGGACCUCUGGGGGCAGCCAGACAACGUCCAGAGCAGCUCCGCCCGCCAAGGCGUCGGCAGCCAGUCUGCUCAGUGGCAAAGCUGGCGCUCGCCCGUCUGCCACCGGAGCUAAGGUGGAGACGGGGAGCUCUGCUGCUGGCAACAAGAGGGCGAGUGGCGAUGCGAAAAAACCGGCGCAAGCUGCUGCGCCACCAGAAGAGAUCGAGCCGGAGCCGUGGAGCCCCGAGACGGUGGAGGAGCACGCCAAGGCAGUGCUGCCGCCAGAGAUGGUGGACAGCCUCAAGAGCUCCGCCUGGAAGGAGAGGCUCGAGGCCAUGACGAACAUCAAGGAGAUGGUUCCCAGCAUGGCAGAUGCACAGGCCAACGUUGAGACCAUUGUGCGCCUUAUCUCCACCACCCCUGGCUGGAGUGACAAGAACGUGCAAGUGCUGCAGAAGAUGCUGGAGUGCGUGUCAGCCCUCGCUGACAAGGUGGACCGGUUUCCCAAGAAGUGUGUUGUGCUCUGCAUGGAAGGCCUUAUUGAGAGGGUCGGGGACAUCAAGACGCGGAUCCAAGCCACGGCGUGUCUCACCACGCUGGCAGAAUGCGUCGGGCCUCAGUUCCUCUUCAGCAGAAUCAUUCCUAUCGUGAGUGCGCACAAGAACCCCAAGGUGCUGGCGGAGAGCAUCACAUGGAUGGUCACAACAGUCGACGACUUCGGCACCGCCCAGCUCAACCUCAAGGAGCUGCUAGAGUUCGUCAAGAACGUGGGGCUGGGCUCCAGCAACGCACCGUGCCGCAGUGCCACCACCAAGCUGCUCGGUGCCAUGCACAAAUACGUUGGGCCUGACCUCAAGGGCUUCCUCACGGACGUCAAGCCCGCCCUCCUGACCUCGGUGGAGGCAGAGUUCGAGAAGAACCCCCACGAGCCAUCAGCUGCGCCAAAGAGAACAGUGAAACGGCCAUCGAGUGGGUCGGGUGGCGAGGCAGCAGCAGAGGGAGACGGAGGGGGAGGAGGGGAUGGCGGAGGAGGGGCAGGACUGCCUCGGGAGGACAUCAGUGCGAAGCUGACUGCCACUCUCAUUGCCAACCUCGGCAACUCCAACUGGAAGGUGCGGCAGGAGUCAAUGGACGCUGUCAAUGGCAUCAUUGAGGAGGCCAACCGCCGCAUCCUGCCUGAUGGCACAUUUGAGGUGUUUGGAGCGCUGAGGGCCCGCCUGUCAGACAGCAACAAGAACCUCAUCAUCCUCGCCAUGAACACCAUCGCCAACCUCGCAGACGCCAUGGGCGCACCCGUCGACAAGCAGAGCCGGGGCAUCAUAUCGGACGUGCUCAAGUGUUUGAGCGACCCAAAGCGCCAGACCAAGGAGGCAGUCAUCAAGACGCUUGACUCCUGGCUGGGAGCGCUGGGCCCUGACAAAACGGUUCCUGUGGUGGCGCCUGCCAUGGUGGACACCAAGAUAGCGGCGGAUGGGCGCAAAGAGCUGUAUGAGUGGAUGCUGCGGCAGCAGGUACUCUCCAAGAGCGACCCUGGGAGCGCCAUCACGCUGCUGCGUGCAUGCUCAGCGGGGCUGCAGGACAAGUCGCAGGAGAUCCGAAAGGCAGCAGAAGCGCUCACCACCGAGCUCGUCAAGGCCUGUGGCUCCGACGCUGUGAGCAAGGCAGCAAAGCACGACCUGCCAGCAGCAGCGCAGCCGCCAGUGCUGCUCAUAUCGGAGAAGCACCGCGUGUCAGUGUCCAGCGCUGAGAGCAUGGAGGACGAGGAGGAGGAGCCCCCUGCCAUCAGCCCGGCCAAUAAAGCCACAACUCGUGGCACCAGGCCACCAUCGCCUGGUUCAGGGGGGCGCAGCAGCCUGCCCGCGCCGGUGGGGCGCUCACCAGCAUCGGCGUCGAAGCUGGGCGCGCGGCAUAUGCAGGCAGCACUGCAGGAGGCCGCGCUGCAGAAUGAGCCGCUCUUCAACCUCAGAGAGUCCAUCAAGGAGGAGAGGGACCGGUCGCCACGGGGUAUUAAGGUCAAGUAUGAGGACCCCCGACCAGAACAGCUGCAAGAGCUGGAGGCGGACGUGGCGAAGAUAUUCCGGGAGGAUCUGGUGCAGCGCAUGUUCAGCAAGGACUUCAAGCUCCACGUUGCUGCCAUUGACACCUUCCACAAGGCCAUGGAGCAGCAGCCACGAGAGUUUAUGGAGGUGCUCGACCUCCUGCUGCGCUGGUUCGUCCUGCGCAUAGCAGAGGCCAACACCACGUCGCUCCUGCGGGCGCUGGACUUCCUCACAGACCUGGUGCAGGUCCUCACCAUUGAGGGCUACAUCCUCACGGAAUACGAAGCCAACAUCCUCAUUCCGUGCCUCGUGGAGAAGUCGGGGCACAACAUUGCCAACAUUCGGGAGAAAAUGCGCGAGCUUGUGCGGACGCUGCCACUGGUGUUCCCGGCGACGCGGGUGUUCCAAGCGCUCGUCGAGGGGUUGCGGUCGAAGAACAACCGCACCCGCAUCGAGUGUGUCGAGCACAUGGAAGCCAUGGUCGAGCGGCACGGCAUUGAGAUCAUGGGUAACUCGCGCGUGCCUCUGGUGAGUGUGGCAGCGCUGACCACGGAGCGCGACACGGAGCUGCGCAAGGCAGCGCUGAGCAUGCUGGCCAGUGUGUACGUGCUUCUGGGGGAGGACAUCUGGCGCCUGCUGGGCAAGCUCACAGAGGCACAGAAGGGACUCAUAGAAGACAAGCUUAAGUGGAAGGCCCGAGAGAUGGAGAAGCGCAGCCAGGGGGCCCCGGGCCAGCAGAGGGGCAGGCGCAUGUCAGGGGGAGGGGCGGCAGGCAUGGAGCCACCCGUGCCCAUUGGGGCCCUGCCAUUGGCGACGAGGAUGCACAUGGCAGAGGCCGUACAACCACAAGCAGCUGCGCCCAUGCACUACCAGCAACCAGCAUAUGGCAAUGGGGGCAUGGGCAUGGGCCCAGGCAUGCCCCACAGAGCUACAGUACCCAUGGUGUCCGCCUCAUCCCACAUGGCAGCAGCACCGAGCCACCACCGCGCCACAGACAGCCAGUCCUACGCUACUUCCCGGGGCUACCCGUCCACACAAGCGCAGCCAGCAGGGGCGGGAUACUCGCACUCGGCGCCAGAGUCAUUCUUCGAGGCGAUCCUGUUCAUCGACCGCGAGGCGCCCUCUGAUCGCGUGGUGGAGGGGCUCAAGUACCUGUACCACGAGAUGCGCAGGGGCAUCGCAGAGGAGGACCCCCGCGUGCUGGCAGUCUUCAGGGAACACAUGCCCCGAUACAUUAAGCUGCUACGAUUCCAGUUUGUGCAGUUCUUCGUCCGUUCCGCUCCCGACGCCCAACUCAAGACCUACAAGUACAUCCUCAACUCGCUGCUCACACUAUUCGAGACGCGCUCCCUAAGCAUGCAGAUCCCCGACGACGACCUGCGGUUGUUGUUGGAGGAGAUGACCAUCUUCAUGCUCAACGAGCGUGUGAAGCAGCGCAACCCCAAUGACUCCAGCGCUGACCUAUGCCGUGCCGUCAACAUACUCAUGCUCAAGAUCUUGGACACGGCCCCCUCCACGCCCCUGUUCCUCUCACUCAUGACCAUCCUGCGCCCCACGUAUACCAUCAAGGGCUCCACCGCCGCCGAUGUCAAGGGGCCUGAUGGCACGCCCCUCGCCUCCCUCGUUGUCAAAUGCCUCCUGCGCAUGUGCAAGAAUUUCAGUGGGUACGUGGCGGACAUGGACUUUGACCGGCUACUCUUUGGCAUUCAUCAGUACUUCAGCGACUUCUCCCUCACAGAGCUCAGGAGGAGAGUGACCACGGACGAGCGCACGCUCUCCAUGUUCCGCAAGAUACUUUCAGAGGCGGUGGCGGCCAAGGGCCCCGCCAUCAAGGGGCACCUGUCGCUGAUCCCCAUUGACGACUCGCCGCAGCCCUUCAUCCUGCAGCAGGUGGACCUCGUGCUGCAGCAGGUACUCGAGAGGGCCUCCCAUGCCGCGGCCGCUGCUGACAGUGUGGUCGCUGAUGACUCGUCACUGCCUGACAGGGACGAGCUGCAGAGUAUCGUUCGCAAGAUAGUGGACCGCAAGCAGGGAGCAGUGAGCCUCUUUGAGCUCCACUACUACAUGCAGUCGCACCCUGGGCUGAAUCUAUAUGCGCAGCUGCCUAACAUCAGUGACACGAUGCAGGAGUACCUUGACAUGGGCAUCGCGAGGGUGCGAGAGCACAUCGGACGUGGCGGCACUUUCGCCACCUUCGAUGCUGCAGUGCUGGAAGGAGGUGCUGCUGCUCGCGGUGCCGCUGGUGGUGCUGGGGGGCACAUGGGUUCUUUCCAGGGUCAGGAGCAGCACCUGCCAUUGAGUGGGCUGCCCCCCAAUCUGCUGCAGAGGGGGAUGGGGGAUGGUGGCGGUAAUGGCAGUGCAGCGGCUGAUGCAGCGGCGUAUGACAUGGCGAAGAUGCGGCUGAACGGGCAACACUCAGGCGUCAACCUCAGAUACUGAUCCAGUGCUGGGUUUCCACAUACCGUAUGUGUAGGUUUGACUUGGCAGUACAUCGGUCUAGAAAGCAUUUGGUAUUGUAGCUUUGCCAGGCUAACAAGUUCAUUGUAGGAUUGUCCACUGUAUUGUAGUUACAGGCGUAGGGUCACACCUGAAUUGAUCGAACUACAGAUAUACCAUGCACGAAGUCCGUAACAGAGGGUU